AUGAACGGCGGGGGCCAGUAUGGUAACAUUAUCGUGCCCAGUGAUGAUACAUUGUUCAAGUACCACUGGCCGGUAACACUGGCUGAUGUUGAAGAGCCCAUUGAGAAUCCGCUGGAGUUCGCUUUGGAGAGCUUCCGCAAUUGCUUCAUUGAGGACGAAGACAUGGAAGUGGAAGGUUUUAUUACGAGCUUGAAUGAUUUGCGCAUAGGAUGCCUGUGGCGGAUUUCAGGAGCCGGAGAGCACCAGCCUAUGGCGCUCUGGUAG
Molecule: messenger RNA, 264 nt
Organism: Aspergillus luchuensis
Lineage: Eukaryota; Fungi; Ascomycota; Eurotiomycetes; Eurotiales; Aspergillaceae
Exons: 1
Coding region: 1-264 (87 amino acids)
Source: RefSeq, a predicted model, not a curated record